GUGGAAUUGCAUGGGAAAAUCAUGGAAGUUGAUUACUCAGUCUCUAAAAAGCUCAGGAGCAGGAAAAUCCAGAUUCGAAACAUCCCUCCUCACCUGCAGUGGGAGGUGUUGGAUGGGCUUUUGGCUCAGUAUGGGACUGUGGAGAAUGUGGAACAAGUCAACACGGACACAGAAACUGCCGUGGUCAAUGUCACCUACGCAGCAAGAGGAGAAGCAAAACUAGCCAUCGAGAAGCUGAGCGGGCAUCAGUUUGAGAACUACUCCUUCAAGAUUUCCUACAUCCCAGAUGAAGAGUUUGUUGGCGCCAUCAUCGGAAAGGAGGGCUGGACCAUAAAGAACAUCACUAAGCAGACCCAGUCUCGGGUGGACAUCCACAGAAAGGAGAACUCUGGGGCUGCAGAGAAGCCUGUCACCAUCCAUGCCACCCCAGAGGGGACCUCAGAAGCGUGCCGCAUGAUCCUUGAAAUCAUGCAGAAAGAGGCAGAUGAGACCAAACUAGCGGAAGAGAUCCCUCUGAAGAUCUUGGCCCACAAUGGCUUGGUGGGAAGACUUAUCGGAAAGGAAGGCAGAAACCUGAAGAAAAUCGAACACGAGACAGGAACCAAGAUAACCAUCUCAUCCUUGCAGGACCUGAGCAUCUACAACCCGGAGAGAACCAUCACUGUGAAGGGGACGGUGGACGCCUGUGCCAGUGCCGAGGUAGAGAUCAUGAAGAAGCUGCGCGAGGCCUUCGAAAACGAUAUGCUGACCGUGAACCAGCAAACCAGUCUGAUCCCAGGCUUGAACCUCAGUGCACUCGGCAUCUUUUCAACAGGGCUGUCUGUCCUGCCUCCACCAGCAGGGCCCCGCGGAGCUCCCCCCUACCACCCUUUCGCUACCCACUCGGGAUACUUCUCCAGCCUGUGCCCGCCUCACCAAUUCAGCCCAUUCCCGCACCAUUACUCUUACCCGGAGCAGGAGAUCGUCAACCUCUUCAUCCCCACCCAGGCGGUGGGCGCCAUCAUCGGGAAGAAGGGGGCCCACAUUAAACAGCUGGCUCGAUUCGCCGGGGCCUCGAUCAAGAUUGCCCCUGCGGAAGGCCCGGAUGUGAGUGAAAGGAUGGUCAUCAUCACUGGACCUCCUGAAGCCCAGUUCAAGGCCCAGGGGCGGAUCUUUGGGAAACUGAAAGAAGAGAACUUCUUUAACCCCAAGGAAGAGGUGAAAUUAGAAGCCCACAUCCGUGUGCCCUCGUCCACAGCUGGCCGGGUGAUUGGCAAGGGCGGCAAAACCGUGAACGAACUACAGAACCUGACCAGUGCAGAAGUCAUCGUGCCUCGGGAGCAGACGCCAGACGAGAAUGAGGAAGUUAUUGUCAGGAUCAUCGGGCAUUUCUUCGCCAGCCAGACCGCACAGCGCAAGAUCAGGGAGAUCGUACAGCAGGUGAGGCAGCAGGAGCAGAAGUACCCUCAGGGAACCGCCUCCCCGCGAAGCAAGUGAGGCCCAGGCCCGCCCGCCCGCGGGACAACGGAUGAAUGUAGCCCUUCCAACACCGGCGGCGGCGAGCGAGACCAAACCCACAGCAGAGCGGGCGCACACCAAAGACCACCCUGCGGAGCGAGAGACGCCGCCCAGGGAGGCCCUGGUGCCCGUCCCCACACACCCCCAGCCCCCAGGCAAAGCAGUGCUCUGAGUAUCACAUCACACACAGCAACAAAAGCGACACACACAGACCAGCCUCCACUUACCCCUGGCUACUCCAACCAGAACGAGAGCCCGUGGUACUUGUCCUGGCAUCCGGAAGAGGGGACAGGGACCCGCCAAACCAGCCAAACCUAGGAAAAGCCCACCAAGAAGGACAGUCUCUUUUGUCUUUGUAACAUUCUGGUGGACGCAUCAUCGAUAUUUGGCGAAACGAUUUCUUUCUUUUGCAAAAAAGUGGAGGAAAAUAGCUAUUGACGAGAGGCCGUUGGCCCUGGGCGUUAAAUUUACAGAUUUUUUUAAAUGAGAAAAACACACACAUGAAAGCUACCUCAGGUGUUUUAUACCUCAGCACCUUGCUCUUGUGUUUCCCUUAGAGAUUUUGUAAAACUGAUAGUUGGAGCAUUUUUUUAUUUUUUUAAUAAAAAUGAGUUGGAGAAAAAAAAAAAACCCAAGAUACCAACAGCCAGCCUGGAGGAGGUGACCGUCCAAGUGUGCGUGACUGCUCUGAACUGUCUUCCGCUAGCCAAGAGCCUUCGCGGCCUUCUUGUGGACAGCCCUUGAGAACAUGCAAUCCCAGAAAGGAUGGCAGAGAACCAAGGGAGAGCGCGAAUGCUGGCGACGUGCUGAGCCUCCGCGGGUGCUCGUCAGGCUCUGAGCAAGCACUGGUUUCUGUGAACAAGCCACUACACCGCCAGACUGCAAUGCCAGUUUCCUCUACUGCAAACAGUGUUCUGUGACAAAAAUGACAAAAAGAAAAAAAAAAAGAAAUAUAU
Messenger RNA from Echinops telfairi (small Madagascar hedgehog), 2453 nucleotides. RefSeq names its product insulin like growth factor 2 mRNA binding protein 2 (gene IGF2BP2). Gene Ontology annotation, cellular component: cytosol; nucleus; cytoplasm. The record is from RefSeq and is a predicted model, not a curated record. Lineage: Eukaryota; Metazoa; Chordata; Mammalia; Afrosoricida; Tenrecidae. The transcript has 17 exons. Gene Ontology annotation, molecular function: mRNA 3'-UTR binding. Bases 22 to 1476 code for a protein of 484 amino acids. Gene Ontology annotation, biological process: nervous system development; regulation of gene expression.